GCAGCGAGUACUCGGAUUCGCCGCGAGAGACUGAGGAGUUCGAAGCCGUUGCUUUUAUAGUUACGGACUGCAAGAAGUGGGGGAAACGGCAAUAACCGGCGUCUGAAAUGACUACAACCACUACAUACCAAGGCCUGGACUCCACAGGCCGUAGCAGCUCCAGCAGAGUGUUGCAGCCUCCUGGUGGUGGAUCCAGUAUCUCAUUUGGGGUGGAGGAAAAUGUUAAACCGGUGCAUCCUCGUUCAAACAAGACUGCAUCGAAUAUCUUUGGACCACCAGUAGAAAACCAGCCUGUGGCUAGAAGAAGCAAUCCACCAGGUGGAAAGAGCAGUGGAAUCUUUGGAACUGCUACCACUGAAACACCAGAUCUAAAGCAACGGAGGAAUCCACCUGGUGGCAAGACAAGUGGCAUCUUUGACACUGUAAAAACUCCUCCCAAAACUCUGGACUUCGCAACUGGGAAAGAUGAAAAGGGCCCAGACUCAUGCAACCUUGAAACUGAAAACCAAGAAGUGGCCCAGGGAAUGAAGGAAGAACCCCCACCCAGCCCUGUAACACCUGCUCAACCAUUUCGACCCAGAAAAAUUCCACCUGGUGGGGUCUCUAGUCUUGUUCUGGGAUAAACCCACCACUUACUACUUUAUCUGAGUUGCAGAACUGAAUAAAUGUUAAUUUUAUUGUGAACUGCAAAGUUUGAGCCCUACUGUUUUUGGACUAGCACUUUACAUUUCACUGUUUCAUUUGAGUGCAUCAAACAUCAGGCCUGCUGGGAAAGGCAUGAAAGUGGUUCCUCCCUGUGAUGUGGUUAUUGAGUAUGUUUGUGUAUUUCAUAUGUGACUUCAGCCGCACUUCUGGCAUUUUGAACUUUGUAUUUGGUAUAUUGGAAUGAUUCGUGAUGCAAAUAAAAGUUUGCUUGAGAGUGGA
This is a messenger RNA of Chiloscyllium plagiosum (whitespotted bambooshark), 924 nucleotides long. It is a transcript of the gene jpt1b, whose product is annotated as Jupiter microtubule associated homolog 1b. Lineage: Eukaryota; Metazoa; Chordata; Chondrichthyes; Orectolobiformes; Hemiscylliidae. Gene Ontology annotation, cellular component: nucleus. The record is from RefSeq and is a predicted model, not a curated record.